This is a messenger RNA of Sphaerodactylus townsendi, 2095 nucleotides long. RefSeq names its product RNA terminal phosphate cyclase like 1 (gene RCL1). NCBI's taxonomy places the organism in Eukaryota, Metazoa, Chordata, Lepidosauria, Squamata, Sphaerodactylidae. Gene Ontology annotation, molecular function: RNA endonuclease activity. The transcript is spliced from 9 exons. The coding region runs from base 199 to 1323 and encodes 374 amino acids. Gene Ontology annotation, cellular component: nucleolus. The record is from RefSeq and is a predicted model, not a curated record. Gene Ontology annotation, biological process: ribosome biogenesis; endonucleolytic cleavage of tricistronic rRNA transcript (SSU-rRNA, 5.8S rRNA, LSU-rRNA).
GAUGUCUCCGCGUUCCAUCUUCCUUUUCCAAACCACGUGGGCGCGCGCUGGGCACUGCGGGGCCACCACGGCCGUGCUGCGAUCAUAAACAACGAGGCGAUUCGCCUGCCUGCGAGCGCGCGGCGAGCUCUCCGGCUCGUGGUUGGCGGUGCUCGUUGCUACCUCCGCAGCGGCAGCAGUAGCAGCAACAGCAACAACAUGGCGAGCCAGUCUCACUCCCUCCUCAGUUAUGUUGGGUGCAACUUUUUGCGGCAGCGGCUGGUGCUUUCCACGCUGAGCGGCCGGCCGGUGAAAAUCCGCAAGAUCAGGGCCAAGGAUGACAACCCCGGGCUCAGAGAUUUCGAAGCAAACUUUAUAAGGCUGAUUGACAAAAUAACCAAUGGCUCUAGGAUUGAAAUAAACCAAACAGGUACUACUUUAUAUUACCAGCCUGGCCUGCUCUAUGGAGGGUCACUAGAACAUGACUGUAGUCCUAACCGAAGUAUUGGUUAUUACUUGGAAAGUCUUCUCUGCUUGGCACCAUUCAUGAAACACUCUUUAAGAAUUGUUCUCAGAGGCAUAACAAAUGAUCAAGUAGAUCCUUCGGUGGAUAUUCUUAAAGCCACUGCGCUGCCCUUAUUGAAAAGAUUUGGAAUUGAUGGUGAAGAGUUAGAAUUGAAAAUUACCAGGAGGGGUAUGCCACCCAAAGGAGGAGGUGAAGUGGUAUUUGUUUGCCCUGUUAAGAAAGCAGUGAAGCCUGUUCAGUUGACUGACCCUGGCAAAAUCAAGCGCAUCAGAGGUGUGGCCUAUUCUGUGAGAGUAUCACCCCAGAUAGCAAAUCGAAUUGUGGAUUCUGCAAGGAACAUCCUGAAUAAAUUCCUGCCAGAUAUUUACAUUUAUACAGAUCACAUGAAAGGAACCAGCUCUGGGAAGUCUCCAGGUUUUGGGUUGUCCCUUGUGGCAGAGACUACUAAUGGUACUUUCCUUAGUGCUGAGCUGGCCUCUAACCCCCAGGGAGAGGGUGUUGCUGUACUCCCAGAAGACCUUGGCACAAACUGUGCAAAGUUAUUACUUGAGGAGAUUUACAGGGGAGGCUGUGUGGAUUCAACAAACCAAAGCUUAGUCCUCCUCCUCAUGACCCUUGGACAGCAGGAUGUUUCCAAAGUCCUGUUAGGAACACUCUCUCCAUACACGAUUGAGUUUCUGCGACAUUUGAGAAGCUAUUUCCAGGUUAUGUUUAAAAUUGAAAUGAAACCAUCUGAUGAAGAGCAUAAAGGUGGCGAUAAAGUCUUAAUGACCUGUGUUGGCAUUGGAUUUUCAAAUCUGAGCAAGACAGUAAAAUGAUGAAGAGUCUGAAGAUUUUAAUGAAACAUGAACCCAUGUUUGUACAUUUAAAAGUGAACUAUCCUCAACUAAUACUCAGAAGGUAUUGGUCUGUUAUGAAACCUUCAUGCAAUUUUUGUCUGCACUGGAAAAAAAACUUACAAACUGUUUUUGGUGGGGUGUGUGUGUGCUUUGUUUCUCCAAAUCAGUAGUUGUGUUCUGUCUCAAAAACCCUUCUUAAAGAUCAUGGAAAGCAUUAUAGUUGAACUGAAGAACUCUGAUGCCCACAUUUGGCCAGACGACCUUGGUAGAACCUACUUGCAAGUCGUUAUGCUUAGUUUUGUAUGAUAUGUGCAUACCAAUCAUAGAACAGAACCAUUAAUCUAGUGAUCUGCUGCUGUUUCUCUUGUGUAAACAGCUUGUGAGAGAAUCUUAUUCAGGGGAGGUUGCCAUGCUGGACCUGCUUGCUUGGAAGACUUGUAGUUAGUACUGGACUGGAAAACAAAACUUUUACCAGCUGUUGUUUUUCUUGUAAGCAAGGUCCUGAGCAAUUGGUAGCCUCAAAUGGCCACCUGUCACUACUAAUGUUAAGCAUAAGGUGCUUCUCUGUUUUCUGUGAAGUCAGCGCUGCCCAUUAAUCUACUAUGCAAGAAAUUCUGAAAAAAAUUGUGCAGCAUGAUCUGCAGGACCAAUCAAUUGGAGCCAGUUGUGGUAACUGAAGAAUUGCUAUCCCACUCUCACUGUUUCAUUCCUACAUAAUGUCCAUUGAAAUAUAGGUAAUACUAUUUCUGCA